AUGAGUGCAAGUCUGCACUACGAGAAAAUAGCCCUCUCCAAACAGGAGCUUACACAUAUAUACAAGCAAUUUGUUGAUGCUGCACAGAAAAAAUACGAUCAGCACCUUCCGGUAUCUGACCGUCAUGAUCCAUUACAGAUUGAGGUGGAGAACCUUGUGAACGAAACAUUCGCUGAAGUCUUUGAAAUGGCCAAAUAUGCACUUGUAGUAGACGGUCUAGACUUCAGCGAGGACGACGUGUCUAUCAAGGAUUUCUUGCUGCUCCGACCCACCGAAGAAGUUAUGCCAUUUGAUACCCAGCUUAACCAGAAGCUCCGCACAGUGAUCCAGGAUGUGGAGAAAGAAACCACAGAAGUGACGCGGCUCCGACGGGAGUUGCCAGAGAGAGCCAAAGACGCGUACGAGCUGCUAAUAUCUACGACGGAUGAAGAGGUGACAUCCAUCAUCAAGAGCCUCAACGAAAAGUACGACAACCAGGAAGUCGAAUCACACCCUGACCUCCUCGAAGCAAUACCCAGCGCGAAGGACCUACUAAGCGACUACGAAGAAAGCAUAUCGCGUCUUUCGGCGCUAAAAAGUGAUCUCCCCAGACAGCUAGCCCAGGUAGAAUCGUGGAAUAGCACUGCUGAGUUUCUUGAGGACCGCCGUCAGCAGCAACAGACCGAAAAGAAGCUUCUACAAUAA
Messenger RNA from Candidozyma duobushaemuli, 684 nucleotides. Its product is annotated as MIND complex subunit. The record is from RefSeq and is a predicted model, not a curated record. NCBI's taxonomy places the organism in Eukaryota, Fungi, Ascomycota, Pichiomycetes, Serinales, Metschnikowiaceae. Gene Ontology annotation, biological process: mitotic sister chromatid segregation. Gene Ontology annotation, cellular component: kinetochore; MIS12/MIND type complex. The transcript has a single exon. Bases 1 to 684 code for a protein of 227 amino acids.